Molecule: messenger RNA, 1747 nt
Organism: Prunus mume (Japanese apricot)
Lineage: Eukaryota; Viridiplantae; Streptophyta; Magnoliopsida; Rosales; Rosaceae
Source: RefSeq, a predicted model, not a curated record
CAAAGCUUUGAACUUUCCUCAGUAGAAGAAAAAAAAAAAAAAAAAAAAAAACCCUCUUAUCUUUCAAACAUCCACUCUCCAACCCCAAGAUCUAAAACCCAGUUUUGCAAAGCUUAUUCUCCUUGUGGCUAAUUAGUAUAGAACACAGCGUCAUUAGGAUUUCCAUUUCCAAUUAGAAAUUAAUUAAACAGGCAAGUUCUGUUAUGCUUACAAUAAUAAACAGCAGCUUCCUUUGUUUCCCUUACAAACAAUCAUGAAGAAUCCAAGCAGUAAACACCUUCAUAAAUCAAUAACCAUGAAACCUUUUCUCACUCCUCUGUUCCUUUCCCUGUUUCUGCACAUCAUCACCGUGCACGUGGCCGGUGAUACUUCUCCUAUCUACACUCCGGUGGAGGAUAUCACCCUUCAAUGUGGCUUUUCCGGCGACCAACUCAAUCCAGACGACACCAGAACUUGGACUGGAGAUAUCAACUCAAAGUUUUCCCCCUUUGAAAACCAAGCAGCUGGCAGCCCCUCCAUAUCCAGACAAGCACCUUCUUCCUCCUCUGUACCUUACAGCACCGCGAGGCUUUCUCGCUCUGAAUUUACAUACAGAUUUCUAGUCGCCACCGGCCAAAAGUUCAUCCGCUUGUAUUUCAACCCAGCUUCAUAUGGCCCUGACUUCGACCGAUCCAAAGCCCUCUUCUCAGUCAAAGCCGGUGGCUUCACGCUUCUCAAAGACUUCAACUCUUCAGUCACUGCCGAUGCUUCUGAGUCCGAUAUAAUAUACAGAGAAUUCUGUCUCAACGUUGAGUCAGAACAGAGCUUGAACAUCACUUUCAUGCCAAGCAGAGCAACUGCAGAUGCGUAUGCGUUUAUCAAUGGAAUUGAAAUUGUGUCCAUGCCCAACAAUCUUUACUACACCUCUGCUCAAAAUUCAGAUGGAGUUAAUUAUAUAGGCAGCGAAAACACAUUUCGGAUCGAAAACGGCACUGCGCUGGAGAUGGUGUACCGAUUCAACGUCGGUGGAAGACCACUAGUUUUCAAUCAGGACACUGGUAUGUACCGAAACUGGGAUGGCGAGCAAGAAGAGCACAAGUACUUAGACGAUUUAAGUUUAAAGUUUAGUGUUUUACCGCAAAACAGUAGCAUUGAACUCAACUUUACUGAAAUAGCAAAGUACUCUGCUCCAGAAGAACUUUACCGAACUGGCCGGUCAAUGGGCAUGAACAAGACCAUAAACAAGAGCUAUAAUCUCACCUGGGAGUUCCCUGUCGUUCCCAAGUUUUUGUACCUGCUUAGGCUUCAUUUUUGUGAGUUUGUACCUGAUGUUACCAAGUACGGUGACCGACGGUUUCUGAUCUUCAUCGCCAAUCAAACAGCUGAAAAAGCCUGGGACAUAAUCGCGCGGAGUCGUGGAAAGGGAAGACCAAUUUACAAGGACUACGUUGUGUUCAUGCCUGCAGGCCCUGCAAGCCAGAAGAAAGUUAGUCUCUUUCUCGCACUGCAAGCAAACCCAAAAGAUAAUAUGACCAAUUUCAACGAUGCAAUCUUGAAUGGGCUCGAGAUCUUCAAACUCAGUGACACAAAUCGGAAUCUUGCCGGACCCAAUCCCGACCCACCUCUUCUAAUAACCCCACGAGUGAUAGCUCCACCGCAAAGCCGUAAAUUUAAAAAACGUAUGCAGACAAAAGUUUGGCAUGCAAGUCUUGGAUCCAUGCCUCCACUUCUGCUCAAGAAAUUCAAUAAUAUCACAACUCAAAGUUGA